Octopus bimaculoides (California two-spot octopus) is the source of this 500-nucleotide messenger RNA. Its product is annotated as large ribosomal subunit protein eL34. Gene Ontology annotation, biological process: translation. Gene Ontology annotation, cellular component: ribosome. The record is from RefSeq and is a predicted model, not a curated record. NCBI's taxonomy places the organism in Eukaryota, Metazoa, Mollusca, Cephalopoda, Octopoda, Octopodidae. Gene Ontology annotation, molecular function: structural constituent of ribosome.
AUGUUGUUCGAGGUGAAAACGAGUAGACGGCGCUUUCUACUUCCGCUUAGCCUCUUUCUCACCAGCGACAUUAAGGAGAAGGCAGUGAUUUCUACAUCGCCAGCUUUUUAAUCCAUUAACAUCAUGACUCAAAGACUUACAUUCAGACGUCGACUGUCUUAUAAUACCAAGUCUAACCGAAGGAAGGUCUCCAAGACCCCUGGUGGUAAACUUGUAUAUCUUUAUGUAAAAAAACUUGGUACCAUACCUCGAUGUGGUGAUUGCAAGGAACCUUUGAGAGGAAUCACUCCAGCCAGACCCAUUAAAUGGAUGUCUAUGUCCCGACGACACAAGAAGGUAUCCCGAGCAUAUGGAGGUUCUAGGUGUCACAAAUGUGUUAGAAACAGGAUUGUGCGAGCAUUCCUUAUUGAAGAACAGAAGAUUGUGGUCCGUGUACUGAAGGCACAAGAAGGCAUGAAAAAAUAAAUUUUCAUGGCAUGUUAAUAAAUUUUGCUCUGUAA